Messenger RNA from Osmerus eperlanus (European smelt), 2659 nucleotides. It is a transcript of the gene adgrg4a, whose product is annotated as adhesion G protein-coupled receptor G4a. The transcript has 16 exons. NCBI's taxonomy places the organism in Eukaryota, Metazoa, Chordata, Actinopteri, Osmeriformes, Osmeridae. Gene Ontology annotation, cellular component: plasma membrane. Gene Ontology annotation, biological process: adenylate cyclase-activating G protein-coupled receptor signaling pathway; cell surface receptor signaling pathway. Gene Ontology annotation, molecular function: G protein-coupled receptor activity. The coding region runs from base 1 to 2235 and encodes 744 amino acids. The record is from RefSeq and is a predicted model, not a curated record.
AUGCUGUAUGAAUGUGCAUUCCACAUUCAAGCGUUUGGCACACGCAACAUAACAGAGACCAAGGACCUCAUUCACAAGCUGCUGACCACAAAGCACACUGACAAUGUUAUCACCAUCCAGGCAGGUGUUAUUGAGAUAACACACAUAGAGCCGGGCAUCUGCCCAGAGGACACUACCAAGGGUAUCUACGGGGAAUACAUAUGGCCUUCUGGUGAACCAGAGCAGAACACCUCCAUUGGCUGUUAUAAGAACCCGGCUAAGAAAGGAUACAGGCAGUGUGACUUAGAUCCUGACUCUGAGAAGGCCACCUGGCGGGAUCCAGACUUUAGUAAAUGCAAGCCAGUCUUCACUUUCUCUAACCUAGGAGACCUCAUCGUCACAGCAAAUAACACAGCUGACGUGGUGGGCAUUAUUGAGGACCUGGUGAACAGUGAGCUGGGUUCUGAUGGGAGCCUGACGGGGGAGGAGCUGAACACAGUGGUCGACAAGCUAGCUGAAGUGAUGGGGGUUGCCACGGUGACCCCUGAGCUUGGAUCGAAGAUCAUUGGAAUCAUCAGUGACCUCCUGGGAUCUGACACUGUCUUGUCAGCAGUGGGUAAUAGAAUCCUGAAUCUGAUUGAAAGUGUUGGGAACAAGAUGUUUUUUUCUGGGGAGUCAGCCAACGUGACUGUCCCCUCGCUGGCCGUCUCCAUGGUUAAUGUGGACCCAGACCAGUUCCAUGGCCUGACCUUCGGUGUUUCCUCCUUUUCCACUGGCCUAGUCCCAGAGAUUUUUGUCAACCAGUCCUUUGUGAGCGAUCCAUUUGAAGGUGCCGUGGCAUCCAUCUCCCUACCCUCGGCCCUAGAGACAAUCCUACACAACAACGGAAACAGACGCAGAGUCCAGUUCCAAUUCUAUGGCGUACAAGAGCUAUUCAAGGACAUGGAAAGCAACUUGACACUAAAUACCUAUGUAGUGUCUGCUAGCGUUAGCAACAGCCUCGUCAGCAAUCUCAAUGAGUCUGUAGUAGUUAUACUCAGACACCUCAAGCCAAAAGAGACCAGUGACAGGGUGCAGUGCGUGUACUGGGACUUCCAGAAAAACAAUGGGCAGGGGGGCUGGAGCAGUCAAGGCUGUGAGACCGAGAGCAGGUCUGCUUAUCUGACCAGCUGUCGCUGUAAUCACCUGACACACUUUGGUGUGCUCCUGGUGAGUGAAGUUGCGUGUGUUGUCUUGCAGGAUGUGUCCAGGACACCCAUUAGUGAAAAGGACCGCCAGAUCCUGUCCAUCAUCUCCUACCUGGGCUGUGGGGUGUCCUCCAUCUUCCUGGGCAUCAAUCUGCUGACUUACACUGCCUUUGGGAAGUUGCGUAAAGACUACCCGUCCAAGAUCCUACUCAACCUAUCAGGGGCUCUGCUGGGGCUCAACAUGGUCUUCCUGCUCAACUCCUGGCUCUCAUCCUUCAACAACUAUGGCCUCUGCAUCACCACUGCAGUCACUUUGCACUACUUCAUGUUGGCAUCCUUCACUUGGAUGGCCCUGGAGGCCGUCCACAUGUACUUCGCUCUGGUCAAGGUCUUUAACAUCUACGUCCCCUCCUACAUUCUCAAGUUCUGCGCCCUUGGCUGGGGCCUUCCCCUGGUGAUUGUCAGCCUAGUCCUGGCGAUAGACAUGGAUGCCUAUGGCAAUGACUCGUCCAGGAAGUCUGCAGACGAUCUGCAGAACUCUGAAUCAUUCUGCUGGUUGCAGAGCAAUGUGGUCUUCUACAUCACAGUGUUGGCCUUUGUUCUGCUGGUCAUGCUGAUAAACCUUUCUGUGUUCAUCGUGGUUCUGGUUCAGAUCCGCAACAUGCGGACCAACAAACCUGCUGGAAACAAGGGGAGCAUGCUGCAGGACUUGCGAGCGGCAGCCAGCCUCACCUUUCUGCUGGGUCUCACUUGGCCACUAGCCUUCUUCGCCUUGGGUCCGGCCAAAGUACCGCUACUCUAUUUUUUCUCCAUCCUUAACAGUCUUCAGGGGUUCUUCAUCUUUGUGUUCCACUGUCUGAUGAAAGAGAAUGUUAGGAAGCAGUGGAGAAUCCACCUGUGCUGUGGCAGAUUCAGGCUUAAUGACUAUUCAGACUGGAGUCGUUCUGUGACAUGCGACAGGUCCAAGCAGAACCAGUUGGUGAACUCCCCUUCUUUGAGGUCUGUAGACACCAGCUCCAGCAGGAAGAUCUCUGAAUCGUCCACUGGUUCUGCGCCAGUCCACUUCUAGGGGGAAAAGUCUACUGAGACCCGUAGCGAGAUCAUGUGACAGGGUCCAGGGUUUGUCUUGACUUCCCAUCUCCAGUAAGCUGUUACAGCUUCAGUACAAUAAAACAACAUGGAUAUGUUGAAUACUUUUGGCAUGGCACUGAAAACGUCCAGAUUCUGCAAUUUAAUGUCCUUGUCUAACUAAAAAACAAGCUUAUUUGUACAGUUUAUUGUUAAUUGUAACAGUGCCUUUGUAGUUUCAUCUUCUUUUUGGAUAAAGAGACUGUGUUUACUGUGUAUAUGAAAGUGGUAUUUUAAUUUAAAUGUCGAUAAUUUUGAAUUUGACUUAAUUUAGUCCAUUAGCACAUACAUGUAAUAAUGUGAUGGUGGUUGCUGUUAAAUCCUUUAGUAUCAAUAUAUUUAUCAGCUUUAGGUAAAAUUCAAAA